Messenger RNA from Bipolaris oryzae ATCC 44560, 684 nucleotides. RefSeq lists its product as uncharacterized. The coding region runs from base 1 to 684 and encodes 227 amino acids. The record is from RefSeq and is a predicted model, not a curated record. The transcript is spliced from 3 exons. Lineage: Eukaryota; Fungi; Ascomycota; Dothideomycetes; Pleosporales; Pleosporaceae.
AUGCCGUCAGUUGGUGUGCUCGCGUGCCAUCGGGCCGGCCGGGGAAUCGACGACGGCAGCGGUAGCAGCAGCAGGAUGCAGCAGCAGUGCUAUACUAGAGGGCGUACUACUGCGAAUGUACAGGACAGCCAUGUGGUCGAGAUGAACGUGGAUGGUGGAUGGUGGGAUGGAGCAACGGCCGUGGCAACCGGGGAGCGUGGGCCGCCGGAAAUUGCCCUCUCGGGCAUAGAGGGACGCAUUCGGCGCGGGAUGAUCUUAGCUGUGGGCUUGGAUUUGGGCCUCUUGCGCUAUUGUACGCCGCGCAGCCCAAGCCUGUCAUUGCCGCCGCGGGUCGUGGUGAAGGCGGACGUGGGCGCAGGCGCGGGCGUGGGCGUGGGAGUCAGUCGUGGGAGCAGAUAUGGAUGUGGUGGUGGUGGUAAUGGGUGGGUGGGUGGAUGGAUGGAUGGAUGGAUGGACAAGUUAGUCGCAGAGAGCAGUGUCCCCCAACGUCGACGGCCAAAGCACAGCUGCACCAGCGCCAGUGGCAGGGAGAAAUGCCGGGGACAACCCACGGGCUGCUCCCCUAGCACUGCACGGCCGCCGCGCCGCGAAUCAGCUUCACGCCGUGCACUCACAGGGCAUGGGGAGCAACGCCGCCGCCCGCCAACGCUCCUUGACCCUGGCCUUGCACCCCUGCACCACUGA